Molecule: messenger RNA, 2427 nt
Organism: Tetrahymena thermophila SB210
Lineage: Eukaryota; Ciliophora; Oligohymenophorea; Hymenostomatida; Tetrahymenidae
Product: metallo-beta-lactamase domain protein
Exons: 2
Biological process (GO): mitochondrial tRNA 3'-end processing
Cellular component (GO): mitochondrion
Molecular function (GO): 3'-tRNA processing endoribonuclease activity
Source: RefSeq, a predicted model, not a curated record
AUGACUCGCGUAACCUUGCAAAUCCUCUAGAAUUAUAGUGAUGAAAGAAACCCCUGCAUUAUUAUUUCUCAUGGGAAACAUAAGUUCUUGUUUAAUAUGGGAGAACCGUUUCUGAGAUAUUACAAAUAGCACAAUGUUAAGUUAGUUACUAAUAUGAACAUUUUUUUCACUAGAAAUACUUUUGAUUGUAUGAAUGGUAUUUAAAACUUAAUAACGUCUAUGUAUGGAAGUGAUGCCUCCUUUGGGACUAAAAUUUUUGGGCCAAAAAAUUUAGUAAAAAUAUUUGACAAAUUUAGAUGCCCUUAUACUAGAUUUGUAAGUUAUAGCUUCUAUGAUCUUUCAACUAAUGAAAAAAUUGUAGGAGUUAAUGAUAUAACUGCUUCUAGGAAGUUAAAGUAUGGAAAGCCUUAAGAAUUCAAUUAGCAUUAUUAUGUUGAAAAAUGGAAUGAAUUUAUAAAACAAAACCUUAAUGAAAAACUCAUCACUGAUCCCGCUUCUAUUGUUGAUGCUCACAAUAGAGUAAUUAAAGGCCAAGAAUAAAUUACACUUGAUUACAUAGCCUUUGAUGAUUAAAAAUGUCUUGCUUACUAAAUAAAUCUUCCUCCAGUUAAAGGAAAAUUAGAUAAAGAAAAACUUGAUAAGUUUAAAAUUCCUAAAAAUUAAAUGAAAAAUCUAAUGUAAAAUGGAGAAGUUUAGUUAGAAACAGGAGAAACAGUCAAGCUAGAUGAUGUUAAAAGUGAGGAUAAAAGAGGUAAUAGUGUACUUUUGUUUGACUGCUAAAAAGAAUCGAUUUUAGAUGAAGCUAUUUCUAACAAUAAGAUUUUAUAUGCACCUUCUUAAGAUAAUCAAUUAAUUCUUGUUGUUCAUAUGGCUCCUUAAGAAGUUGUUUCUUUACCAAAAUACAAAGAAUUCUUAAGCAAAUUUGAGGCUAAUGUCCAGCACAUUUUUAUUAGUCCAGGCUUUUAAGAAGUAAUUCAAGAUAAUCAUUAUGAUAUUAUAAAUGUUCCUUACAGACAUCAAAAGGUAGUAUCUAAACUUUAUGAAGACUUUAGUGAACAUUUCUUAAAUAUUUCAACUGUUUAAAGCCAGUUUAUUAAGUAGUAAGACAAUAAACAGGAUAAUUAGCUUCUUACUUUGAAUCAAUUGUUUCCUGAUAUAAAGAAUCUUUAAUUAUCUAAAAGAAAUUUUGAAUUUACUGUAAGUGGUUCAAAUAAUGAUUACAUUCCUUUAGACGCUGUAGUUUCUAAUGAGUUAAAUAAAACUAUUGUCUAUAAUUAAAAUUAUUUAAAUUUAGUGAAUGAGCUCAAACAAAACUCACUAAAUGCAUAAUAAAAUAUGGAAGCUUAAAAAAAACAAAUUGACGAUAAAAGAUUUGAUCCUGAAAUAAUUCUUUUAGGCACAACAUGUGCUUUGCCAUCAAAAUAUAGAAACAACAGCUCUAUCCUUGUUAAAAAUGAAAAAAAUGAUACAAGUAUAAUGUUAGAUGCAGGUGAUGGAACCUAUUUCUAAUUAUUAGGAAUAUACGGAAAUAAAAAAAUAGAUGAAGAACUUUUAAAAAUUAAAAUUAUUUUGAUUUCUCAUUUCCAUGCUGACCACUACAUGGGGUUUUAAGAGGUAAUUUGGAGAAGGCAAGAGGUUUAAAGAAAGAGAGGUAUCAAAUAUAGUGAUGAUCCUAUUUAUAUAGUAUUACCUUGGGACAUGGCUACAUGGGUAGAUGCUUUAAGACACAUGGAAGGAGAUAUUUUAUUUAAUGAAGUUUAUAUUUAAUCAUAUAAUAAUGAUGAUUUCUCUGAAUAUGCCACUCAUGGAUUUAAAAAGUUAGAAUUUGAUUGCCAAAAAGCACAAUACAACACAUAUGAGGAAGAUAAAGCUAUAAUUAGAAAUAAAAGAAUAGGAGAAAUCUUAACUUCUAACGCAGAACGCCUUAAUUAAAAUAUUGAAGGGUUGAAAUUAAAACUUAAAGAAGUAGGGUAUUCUUCUUUGAAAAUGAUACCAGUUAUUCAUUGCUAGUAAGCUUAUGGAUAUGUUUUAGAGGCAGAUGAUCCUUAUCAAACUAAAAUUUCUUAUACAGGAGAUACUCGUCCUUGCAAAAAGUUCAUAGAAGCAGCUAAUAACUCAUCGCUUAUUAUUCACGAAUCUACUUACUAACAUGAUGAAGUUGAUUUAGCUGAAAAGGCUUUGCAUAGCACAGUUACUGAGGCUAUUGAUGUAGCAUUGCAGUCACUAUCAAAAAAUAUUCUCUUGACUCAUAUCUCAAAGAGACAUAAACUCUUGAAAAUACAUGAAGAAGGAUAAACAAAAGAAUUUAUUGAUUUUGCUUAAAACAAUACAGUUAUGGCCUACGAUUUUCUAAGAUUUAGGCUUUCGAAUUUCUAUGAACUUGUUCCAAUUACCAAAGCUGUUGGAUAUAUUUACAAGAAGAACUGA